GAUUGGAGGACGCGCGGGAGGGAUCGGGGAGCGCGGACGGAGGAUUGGGCGGCCGGCGCGAGCGAGGAUUGGAGAGAUAAGGAGGGAUAGAGAUUGGCGAAGGAGGGAGGAAGCAGCAGCAGGAAAGGAGGAGGAGGAAGGUUCUCCUGUUCUCUCUCGGCAGGCACUCGGGGGAGCAGGCGGACCCCACGAAAUGGCGGCGGACAGCGAACGAAUGAAAAUCCUGACUGCAUGUACAGCAGCUGAAACAUUCACGAAGCUGUAUUAUGACUCCUUAGACAAGAUGCGUCAUAGAUUGGGGAAGUUGUACCUGGAAGAUGCCCAGUUAGUGUGGAAUGGGAAUUCAGUGAAAGGAAAUAACACCAUACAGAAGUUCUUUGAGGACUUGCCUACCAGUGUCCAUAACAUUUUGUGUGUGGAUGCUCAGCCUAUUAGUGACAAAGCAGUAGGCCAGCAGUCAACCAUUCAAGUCACCACUUCAGGCUUUGUAACCUUUGGUGAAAGGAAAUAUCCCUUCUAUCAGUCAUUUCUAAUAACUGCUAAAGAAGAUAAAUGGAAAGUUGUUUCUGAUGUAUUCAGAUUUCAAGCUGUAGUGUCAUAGGCUAGACUUUUUUGUGUGUGAGUGUUUUCUUUUAUACGUCCUUUUUAUGUUUUUUUUAUGCAGUAUGUAUAUGGAACAUUACACUAGGAAAAAUAUUUUUGGAUAAAUAAAGCCAAGAUUGAUUUA
This is a messenger RNA of Penaeus monodon (black tiger shrimp), 727 nucleotides long. It is a transcript of the gene Nxt1, whose product is annotated as NTF2-related export protein-like. The transcript has 4 exons. Gene Ontology annotation, biological process: protein import into nucleus. The record is from RefSeq and is a predicted model, not a curated record. Gene Ontology annotation, cellular component: nuclear pore central transport channel. Bases 194 to 601 code for a protein of 135 amino acids. NCBI's taxonomy places the organism in Eukaryota, Metazoa, Arthropoda, Malacostraca, Decapoda, Penaeidae.